Messenger RNA from Carassius gibelio (silver crucian carp), 1317 nucleotides. RefSeq lists its product as uncharacterized. Bases 195 to 629 code for a protein of 144 amino acids. The transcript has 9 exons. The record is from RefSeq and is a predicted model, not a curated record. Lineage: Eukaryota; Metazoa; Chordata; Actinopteri; Cypriniformes; Cyprinidae.
UUAAGCCAUGCAAUUAAUGUAAUCCAAGAUGAAGCCGUUUUUUCCGCACAAUAAGAGACCCUCCCCUCACACAUUCUCAGUGGCAUUUGAGGAGGUAUAAAAGCCUUGACGGCCGCUGUCGCCACAGGACCAGUUCUAGUGCAAUACUACAUUGUGUACUGUACACCGCCAGACCCUGUCUCUGACCUCCAGCCAUGAUGACCAGGAACAUUCUCAUCCUCUGCUCAUUAGCACUGGUACUGGUUAAAGCGGACCUUGAAGCAGCUGACGGAGGGUCCCAUGCCAUGUUUGCUACAGAUCCAGAUUCAACCUCAGAUGAAGCUCCAACUGAAAGCAUGAACCUGCUCUCACCCGACCUGCCCAAUGAUGCGAGCAGCACCAGUGCCGAGGCAGGAAACAGUGCACCUCAAGUAAAGGAUGUGCCCAAAGCUGAUGCAGCUAAAUCCAGCAUGGAAGAGCCUGAUGAGGAUGAAGCUCCAGACUCAGAGGAGGCAGCGGCGGUGGCAGCGGCUGUGAAACCCGCUCCGGUCCCAGUCCAGCGUGCAACCAAAUCCAAUAAUGCAUCAGCACGCAAGCGGAGCAAGCCCGUCCCUGCCUCAAAAAAGAGAUCAAGAAACCUCCGUCCCUGAGACGUGAACUGUGGCGAGAGAAACAGGGCAAAGCUGCAAUGACAAGGCAGUAAUAGAAGAAGGAGAAAAACAAGCGAUAUAAAAGUGUUCAGUGGCAUUUUUUGUUUUUUUUUUGUUUGAGAAUCUUGAACUAGACUGUAUCUUCUGUGAUGUACUGAUCGGUUUGUGUGUUUGACUGUGUGUUUGUGUUGGUGUGAAUGCGUAUGACCUCUGUUAAUGUGAGCUACAUGAUUGUUCUUGCCAAAUAUUCUUCCAGACUUUACCCAGAGGCAAGGCUGACAUGGACACUUUAUAUGAUUGAUUUCAUUUCAGAUCAGACUAGAAGUUAAAUCUGAUAUAGUAAUAAGCUGAAAAUGUAUAGACGGUUCAGUUUUUUUUUUUUUUUUUUUUUUUGCCUGAUUAAUUACAGGAUCAAUUGAAAUCUAUAAAUCUCAGACUUGAUAAAACCGGUGCUGGCAGCCUGAUGACAUUGUGCUCAGAUGUGCCAUGACUUUAGCGACUAGCAAACACAAAAGCCUUCGCUCUCCUCACAAUGUCAGUGUUUCAAUCAAAAGUGUUUCUCUCUUUGUUUUCAGUAACUUUUUUUUUAUACACAAAGUAUUUAACAUUAUUGAAUUUACAAAUAUUACAAUCAAUAACAUGUUAUUCUGAAACAUUUCUUUCCUUUUAUUGUACCCUUAAAUAAAAC